AUGCACGGCGAAGGGACUCCCUCCAAUUCUGCUGUUUCCUCUGAUGAUGAAGGGGAUGUUAGCUACAGACGUAGGUCAAGAACCCUACCCAGUGAGUCUUUCUCCUACGAUGAGGAGCACCACCACAAACGGAGGACUGGUUCUUGUCCCUCCAGGGUGUUGUCUGUGGCUCGGCUGUCCGCCGAGGACCUUAAUUCUGAGCCAAAGAAGGCUAGAGUGGGGAUUCGACCGACGCUAAGUUUUUCAAAUGAGGAUAAGAUGGGAACCAUCCAGCCACACGAUGAUGCUUUGGUGGUCACCCUCAAGAUAGGAGGGUAUGAUGUAAAGAGGGUGAUGGUGGAUCAGGGCAGCGGGGCGAAGAUUAUGUACCCGGAUUUGUACAUAGGCUUGAACUUAAAACUUGGGGAUCUGACAGCGUAUGAUUCACCUUUAGUGAGUUUUCAUGGGAAGGUUGUCAUCCCAAAGGGUGAGAUUAGGUUGCCCGUUCAGGCAGAUUCGGAGGUGGUUGAAGUGGACUUCAUUGUAGUGGAUGCAUACUCUCCUUACAUGGCCAUUGUGGCCAGACCCUAG
Molecule: messenger RNA, 570 nt
Organism: Quercus lobata
Lineage: Eukaryota; Viridiplantae; Streptophyta; Magnoliopsida; Fagales; Fagaceae
Exons: 2
Coding region: 1-570 (189 amino acids)
Source: RefSeq, a predicted model, not a curated record